Eleginops maclovinus (Patagonian blennie) is the source of this 2037-nucleotide messenger RNA. RefSeq names its product zinc finger MYM-type protein 6-like. The coding region runs from base 1 to 1617 and encodes 538 amino acids. The record is from RefSeq and is a predicted model, not a curated record. The transcript is spliced from 2 exons. Lineage: Eukaryota; Metazoa; Chordata; Actinopteri; Perciformes; Eleginopidae.
AUGGUAAGUAACUAUCACGUCCACUUGAAGGCCAAACCCGUUGAGUACAUGCAACAGAUGUUGCGUGAUUUCAAAGGACAGCAGGCUACCAUGAGGAAGAGUGCAAAAAUAAAUGAAAACGCACUGAAAGCAUCGUAUCUGGUCGCUCUCAGGGUUGCAAAAAGUAAGAAGCCCCAUACCAUUGCAGAGCAGCUUAUAUUGCCAGCAGCCAUAGAUAUGUGCAGAGCUAUGGUAAGCGAAGAAUGUGCCAACAAAUUAAAAACUAUUCCGUUGUCAGACAACACAAUCGGAAGACGAAUUGGGGAAAUGGCAAAUGAUGUCAAAGACCAGCUGAUGGCAAAACUUCAGACAGUUCUGUUUUCCCUUCAAAUCGACGAGACGACAGAUGUUACUAAUGAUGCGCAACUGUUAACAUUUGUGCGAUACGAGGACAGUGGCACUAUGUGCGAGGAAUUUCUUUUUUGCAAACCACUGCCCGGGCGAACUACCGGUGUAGAAAUAUUUAAAGCACUGGACGAUUUUUUCACGGAGCACAAUAUCUCGUGGCAGAGGUGCGUUGCAUUAUGCAGCGAUGGGGCCCGAGCCAUGAGUGGCAGCAAGACUGGACUGUUUGCGCAUGUAAGGAGGGUGGCUCCGGGGGUAAUUUGGACACACUGCCUGAUUCAUAGAGAGGCUCUCGCCUCCAAAGAUCUCAGUGUUGAGCUCAGUGGUGUGUUUGAUGUCGUUGUCAAGACGGUCAACUUCAUAAAACGAAACGCAUUGAAUACACGCCUGUUUUCAUCCCUAUGCCAUGACUUGGGAAGUGAACACAGCUCUCUCCUUUAUCAUUCAGAGGUGCGUUGGCUGUCUCGCGGCGCUGUGCUCGCCCGUGUGUUUGAACUACGCGGAGCUAUCUACGAGUUCUUGUGCGAGAAGCAUUCUGAUCUGGCUUCCAAUUUCAACGAUAGUUACUGGUUAACUAAGCUGGCGUACCUCACAGAUGUUUUUGCAGAGCUGAACAAGUUGAACAGCUCCAUGCAAGGGAGAGAUGCAAACGUCAUGCAGCUCUACGAGAAGCUCGACGCAUUUGUGAAAAAAAUGUCAAAGUGGAUCGAACGAGUGGAGAGCAAUAACUUGGCGAUGUUUCCUUCAGUUGAGGAAUACCCUGACAGCACUGACAUCAACGACACUAUAUGUGAGCAUUUGAGGAAGCUUGUGCGUCAAUUCGCAAAGUACUUCACUGAUUCGGAAGAGUGGCGCCGUGACAGCAAGUGGAUCCUGCUCCCAUUCAGUGACGAUGCAUCAGUAGGGUCAAGUCUGACGGCUGUGGAAGAGGAUAAGCUGAUUGAGAUGUCCACAGACUCUGUCAGGAGGCAUAUGUACGACACACAGCCCCUUGUUAAAUUCUGGAUAAGUUGCCAGACAGAAUUUCCACAGCUUGCUGCAAAAGCAAUGAGGUGUCUUUUGCCCUUUCCAACCACAUACCUGUGUGAGAGUGGUUUUUCUACACUGGCGUACUUAAAGAAUAAGUACAGGGCUAGGCUUGAUCCAGAGAAUGACAUGAGACUGUCUCUGUCUACCAUUUCGCCACGAAUAGACAGGCUGUGUGGACUUCACCACGCCCAGAUAUCACACUGACAGCAGGUGAUUGGUGACAGGUCUGUCCUGGCUGGGUUAUAAAAGCCCUGACCAGCCAGCAGUUGAGGCUGCCUUGGUCUUCAUUUGUUGGAUUUUGGUUCUCCGGUGUUGUUGGAUUUUUGUUCUCCGUUGUUGUUUUGUCACACACCUAGACUGACUUUGCAUGACAUUUUUAGUUACUUUUCCCAAUACUGAAUUGCACAACACUUUAUUAUUCUUUAUUCUUUCUUUAAAAUAAUCUUUAAUUUAAUUUAAUUUAAUAAAUCUACUUUUAUUAUUAUAAAAUCUGCGUGGCCUCUCUUUCAUGUUUCAUGCAUUGAGCUAUGCAUGUAACACCAAAUACACACGCGCACGCGCAGGCACAUCAGUGGGCCGCGGAUUGCUUUCUAGUCCGAAUGGUGGUCCCUGGGACAAAACCAG